Messenger RNA from Trachymyrmex cornetzi, 1872 nucleotides. It is a transcript of the gene Eno, whose product is annotated as alpha-enolase. The record is from RefSeq and is a predicted model, not a curated record. The transcript is spliced from 7 exons. Bases 250 to 1554 code for a protein of 434 amino acids. Gene Ontology annotation, cellular component: phosphopyruvate hydratase complex. Gene Ontology annotation, biological process: glycolytic process. Lineage: Eukaryota; Metazoa; Arthropoda; Insecta; Hymenoptera; Formicidae. Gene Ontology annotation, molecular function: magnesium ion binding; phosphopyruvate hydratase activity.
UGCGCGGCAGCAUUUUGUGGUUACAGGGCCAGCAUAUCCUCUCUCAGGUUUCUCUCUGCAUUAACCUAACAUCUCGCGUACAUCUUGCAAUCGAUAUCUCUCUGCUUGCAUCACAAUUGAGCCGACUGAGGAGGUCGUCGGUUAGGUCAAGCCUCAUUCCUCGUCAAACGUUUCGUGCAAACUGUCACACGUCACGUUAGUUCUUUAAUCUCAACAAGACUCUUUACAUCAACAAGCAAUUGUGUCAAAAUGCCUAUUAAAAGCAUUAAAGCCCGUCAAAUCUACGAUUCCCGUGGAAACCCUACAGUAGAGGUCGAUCUUGUCACCGAGCUUGGACUUUUCCGAGCAGCAGUACCAUCCGGUGCCUCUACUGGUGUCCACGAAGCCUUGGAAUUGAGAGAUAAUGAUAAAUCAAAAUAUCAUGGAAAGUCGGUUUUUAAAGCUAUAGAAAACGUAAAUUCCAUCAUUGCUCCUGAAUUAUUGAAGGCCAACCUAGAAGUUACACAGCAAACGGAUAUCGAUAAUUUCAUGCUGAAGCUGGAUGGCACACCAAAUAAGUCCAAACUUGGAGCAAAUGCAAUUUUGGGUGUCUCUUUAGCAGUUUGCAAGGCUGGCGCUCAGAAAAAGGGCUUGCCUUUGUAUAAACAUAUUGCUGAGUUGGCUGGUAAUAAUGACAUAAUCUUGCCAGUACCAGCAUUCAAUGUUAUUAACGGAGGUUCUCAUGCUGGAAACAAGCUGGCUAUGCAAGAGUUUAUGAUCUUGCCUACUGGUGCGUCCAACUUCACAGAAGCGAUGAAAAUGGGCAGUGAAGUCUACCACCACUUGAAGGCAGGUAUCAAGAAGAAAUUCGGCCUCGAUGCCACGGCAGUCGGUGACGAGGGUGGUUUUGCACCAAACAUUUUGGAAAACAAGGAAGCUCUUAAUUUGAUCAUGAAUGCUAUUAAGACCGCUGGUUAUGAAGGAAAGAUCAAGAUCGGCAUGGACGUUGCUGCUUCUGAAUUCCAUAAAAAUGGGAAGUAUGACUUGGAUUUCAAGAAUGAGAACUCUGAUCCAAGCACAUAUCUGGAACCAGAAGCGCUGAAGAAUUUGUACUUGGAAUUUGUCAAAGAAUUCCCGAUUGUAUCGAUUGAGGAUCCCUUUGACCAGGAUGGCUGGGAUUCUUGGACAUCUAUGACCGCGGCUACUCCCAUUCAAAUUGUUGGUGACGAUCUUACCGUCACAAAUCCCGAGAGAAUUAAGACGGCUAUUGAGAAGAAAGCUUGCAACUGUUUAUUGUUAAAAGUCAAUCAAAUCGGUAGCGUGACCGAAUCCAUCAACGCUCAUAAUCUUGCCAAGAGUAACGGUUGGGGUACUAUGGUCUCUCAUCGUUCUGGAGAAACGGAGGAUACGUUUAUUGCUGACUUGGUCGUUGGUCUUUCGACUGGCCAAAUUAAGACGGGCGCACCCUGCCGUUCGGAACGUUUGGCCAAGUACAAUCAGAUCUUGCGUAUCGAGGAAGAACUUGGAGCAGCCGCGAAAUACGCUGGAGAGAAAUUCCGCAAACCUCACGCUUAAAGGAGAUAACUGUCAUAGUUCAUUAUCGCACAAUUUUAGCAGUCCGUAAUGUCAAUCAGUUAUUCAUUUUGUGAUCAUUCUAGGUACAGUGUAGUUUGAAGACAUAUCUUUCUUAAUCCAGAUAAACAAUUCAUGAUAUACAUCAUGCACAGUAAUAGAGAUUAUGCCAAAUAUGAUACAGUUGUCACGUUAGGAAUCCAUAAAAAGGAGAUUUAUUCUAUAGAGAACGAAAAAGGAUGUAAAGUUGACAAUGUUAUAGUUCUCCUUUUUUGUUUUAUUAAUUUAUUAAGUCAUUAAUAAUUUUCAUUUUUUAUUUUU